Andrographis paniculata is the source of this 1473-nucleotide messenger RNA. Its product is annotated as pre-mRNA cleavage factor Im 25 kDa subunit 1-like. The record is from RefSeq and is a predicted model, not a curated record. The coding region runs from base 485 to 1132 and encodes 215 amino acids. Gene Ontology annotation, molecular function: mRNA binding. Gene Ontology annotation, cellular component: mRNA cleavage factor complex. The transcript has 7 exons. Lineage: Eukaryota; Viridiplantae; Streptophyta; Magnoliopsida; Lamiales; Acanthaceae.
CAAUUUUCAAUUUCCAGUUUCUGGAGCAUCAAACCUUAUCUUAUCUCACCUUCCGACUCCGACGCCUUAAUUUGAUUUGAAAUUGAUAUUAUUAUCUUUUUCCCCCAAUGGAUUGAUUCCCAACAGGAUUAAACGAACUUCAACCGACCACUGUCGUAAUCCAUCGCGAUCAAAACCCUAAUUACCACAAACACCCUCCACAACGCUCCAUUAAUCCGCAAAUUCGAGCUCAACAAGUUUGCAUUCUUCGCCGAAAGCAAAGGGAUCGAAGCGGAUUUGCCCAUUUGUACCGCUGCUUAAGAUCAGCGUGGAAGAAUCUGCUGGCCCUACCCCCUGUUUUCGCUUUAUUUAAUUAUUCGAUGAGUUUUCAAUCCGACGCUGCCAUGUCGGGGCUUCCACUCAUCUCUGGAAGGAAUUGACGCGUUUCUUUCCCACUUUAAAAGCCCCCCUCAGCUCGCUGUUUUGUUCCUUCUCCUUUUCCCCAAUGGACGAUCAAACCCUAAUUUUGGAAAAUGGGGAUUCACAACAGAGCAGUAAUUCGGAUUCGCUCGAUGUUUAUCCUCUCAGCUGUUACUACUUCGGCUCCAAGGAAUCAGUACCGGUUAAGGAAGAGACCGUCGUCGAUCGUGUUGCGAGAAUGAGAGCUAAUUAUGAUGCUCAUGGAAUGAGGAACUCAGUUGCUGCAGUGAUUGUGGUCGAGUUAUUCAAACACCCGCACCUCUUGCUGCUGCAGCUGCGGAAUACGAUAUAUAAACUUCCCGGCGGACGCUUACGACCCGGUGAAUCAGAUGUCGACGGCUUAAAACGAAAGCUCUCGAGCAAGUUAUCCGCCGGUGAAGGUACCCGAGGACCCGACUGGGAGGUCGGAGAAUGUCUCGGAAUCUGGUGGAGGCCCGACUUCGAGUCGUUACUCUGCCCGCAUUUGCCUCCGAACAUUAAGAAGCCUAAAGAGUGUACUAAGCUCUUCCUCGUCAAGCUCCCGGAAAGUCGGAGGUUCGUGGUGCCGAAGAACUUGAGACUUCUGGCUGUCCCGUUGUGCCAACUUCACAACAACGAAGAGACUUAUGGUUCGAUAAUAUCUGGAGUUCCUCAGUUGCUGUCUAAGUUCUCCUUCAACUUUAUAGAACCCUAACCCCAACCCCAACCCCAACCCCAACCUUCCUCUGCUCGUUCUAUGUAUGUAUAUGUAUCUAUAUAUAUAUAUAUAUAUAAAAGGUGGUUGGAAAGUUGAAAAACAUACAAGUAGUUUGAAAGUAUAGGAAAGGGCAAAUUGUUUUUGUUGUGAAAAAUAUAUAUACAGAGAGAGAGAGAGAGAGAGAGAGAGAGAGAGAUGUAUGCUAUGGUGAUGAUGGGGUUUCUUGUAAGUGUGUGUUUGUUUGGGGUUUGGAUUUUGAGUUGAGAUUUGAAUAGUAAAAAUUUUGAAUUUGAAUAGUUAUAUGAUGUGAUAUAAAUAGGUGAUGAUGUGAUGUUUUG